This is a messenger RNA of Bufo bufo (common toad), 1588 nucleotides long. Its product is annotated as retinol dehydrogenase 16-like. The record is from RefSeq and is a predicted model, not a curated record. The coding region runs from base 537 to 1466 and encodes 309 amino acids. Lineage: Eukaryota; Metazoa; Chordata; Amphibia; Anura; Bufonidae. The transcript has 6 exons.
GAGGAAGUGGGGAAGAGAGCCUGCUGCACUGCCUGCUGAGGAGACGAUGUCCUCCCAUCAAUCCUGACUGUUUACCCUGGAGACCUGCUCAGAAGGGUGGCCGACAAGGAGCUUCCUGGCUGAGAGGGAACACCAGAACCAUCAAGGAUGCCAAAGUUCCUGGGGGACACAGAAAGCUGCCGCACAACCGGAUGUGACGUCACUCCCGCACUGCUACUUCCGGACUCGACGUCAGGUGCAUGGCGCUUCUCAGCUCUUCGCCGCUCCAUGAUGGACCUAGAAGGGGAGAAAUGGGUGCGCUGCCUCCUCUUACACUGAGAAGAGCGCAGCAAAGGUAAGGCAGCAAGAAGGCUCACAGUCUCCGCCACAGUGCAGGAAAAGGUCCUGGGCGCAUCCGCAACUCCUACCGCUCCAGGCCACGCCGGCAUCAAAGAAGCAAGGUCAGACAGACAGGCCUCCAACCAGGUGGACGUUCCCUCAUUCUCGGCACGUCUCCGGAGCACAGAAAUGAGAUCCUCUAUCAGGAACUCUUCACCAUGUGGCUCCUCCUGGUUGUUCUCUUGGGUCUGAUUUUCCUAUACAGACGAUAUAGACAUGGUCUGAUUCUGGAGAAUCUCACAGACAAAUAUGUCUUCAUCACUGGAUGUGAUACAGGAUUUGGAAAUCUGUUGGCAAAAAAGCUGGACAAACGUGGAAUGAGAGUACUGGCAGCUUGUCUGACAGAUCAAGGGGCAAAGGAGCUUAAAAAGGAGACAUCAACCAGAUUGCAGACAAUACUACUAGAUGUCACCAACAGCCAGAAUGUCAGCUCUGCUGCAGAUUGGGUCAGUGAUAUUGUUCGUGAUAAAGGACUCUGGGGCCUGGUGAAUAAUGCUGGGAUUGCCAUCCCCAUUGCAGUGAAUGAAUGGCUGACUAAAGAUGACUUUGCCAAAGUUUUAAAUGUGAAUCUUCUAGGACUUAUUGACGUUACACUCAAAAUGUUGCCCAUGAUUCGAAGAGCUCAUGGUCGCAUUGUCAACGUUGCAAGCAUUGCUGGGAGAGUAACUAUCUGUAGCGGAGGAUAUUGUUUAUCAAAAUAUGGGGUGGAAUCCUUCUCAGACAGUCUUCGACAUGAACUCCACAAAUUUGGUGUGAAAGUCUGUAUCAUAGAACCUGGCUACUUCAAAACAUUAAUAACUAACCAAGAAUCAUUUGUAGGAAAACUACGUGAGAUCUGGGAGAGGUCCUCAGAAGAAAUUCGUACUGCUUAUGGCCAGCAAUACUUUGAAAGAUAUUGCAACAGCUUUGUUGAAAGCCUAAAUAAUAUUAACACGAAGAUUCAUCUGGUGACGGACUGUAUGGAACAUGCCCUGACUGCUGUCAACCCACAUACACGCUAUUCUGCUGGCUUGGAUGCCAAACUCUUCUUCAUACCUCUUUCCUACUGCCCUUCCGCAUUAGCAGAUUUUUUCUUAUCGCAAAAAUAAACUUUAAGACCAGCUCAGACUGGUACUAAAGUAAAUAGAGAUUGUGCCAUGUUGUAAAAGCACUACGUAAUUGUAUUAAAUUCACACUGCUAUAAUUCCAGUCCAUGUUAGAUGAGGUAGAU